Messenger RNA from Boleophthalmus pectinirostris (great blue-spotted mudskipper), 518 nucleotides. RefSeq names its product cytochrome b-c1 complex subunit 10-like. Gene Ontology annotation, cellular component: mitochondrial inner membrane. Gene Ontology annotation, biological process: mitochondrial electron transport, ubiquinol to cytochrome c. Lineage: Eukaryota; Metazoa; Chordata; Actinopteri; Gobiiformes; Gobiidae. The coding region runs from base 99 to 281 and encodes 60 amino acids. The record is from RefSeq and is a predicted model, not a curated record. The transcript is spliced from 3 exons.
GGUUUUUAUAAGAGGCAGUAGAACGGGCAGCCUGGGGUCCUAUUCUGCCAUUAAAAACAACAAGAACUAGCUACAGAAAUAAACUGCAGAAGGUCAGAAUGGUCCAGAAUAUUCUUAACAAAAUCAUUGGGAAUAAAUAUAUUUCCAUCGUGAGGACGUGGGUCCCUAAUAUGGCGGCUUGGGGAACAGUGGGUGGCGUGGCGCUUGUCCACUUCACAGACUGGCGGUUAAUCUUGGACUAUGUGCCAUACAUUAAUGGAAAAUUUAAAGGGGAUGAGUGAUGAAUUAUAAUUUCAUGUGGACCACAUCUGGAGAUGGGAACAUGCUUUGUCAAUGCAAGUUCAGUGUCAAAACCAUGGCUGUACAAUUAGUCAUCCCAGGCUGUUUGUAACACAAGAUGCACUCUGUUUAACGUGAAUCUGAAAAUAUUAAAAGUAUAUGCCAAUAAGGUUUAUGUCCAACACUAAUCUCUCAUAAUUGUGUAAAAUGUAUUAUAAAUAAAACAUAUUUUUUGUUUA